AUGGUAACGCUCUUCAAAGGAGCGUUUUUUGGUUGGCACUUUUAUUUGUGGGCUUCCUCACCUUCUUUGCUUGUGAAUGUUGGUUCGUUUAUUUAUGUUGCUUAUGGUGAGUUGUCUCUGUUGGAUAACGUCUCCGUGCAUUUGUUUUAUUGUCCUGAUACAAAUAUAGCAUCAAAUUUGACAACUCGUAUUUCUGCGUCUGCAAACUCAAGAGUUUCAGCUUUGCAAAUAGAGAGACCUUCAAGAAGAUCAGAAUACGUCAUUAAAUCUUUAAACGCAUCCGAGCAUUCAAUUUGUCGUGUGGUAUUAGAUUUUGCUGGUCUUUGCAGUAGAUUCCAUCAAGUUCAAGAAUUGUUGAAGGAUUAUCCCAUAAUCAAACAAGUCGCUGUAGACUCACUCAUAUUUUCAAUAAACUGUUCAUUUAUGACACCUGUGAUUUGA
This is a messenger RNA of Mycotypha africana, 441 nucleotides long. RefSeq lists its product as uncharacterized. The transcript has 3 exons. The record is from RefSeq and is a predicted model, not a curated record. NCBI's taxonomy places the organism in Eukaryota, Fungi, Mucoromycota, Mucoromycetes, Mucorales, Mycotyphaceae. Bases 1 to 441 code for a protein of 146 amino acids.